Messenger RNA from Pogonomyrmex barbatus (red harvester ant), 2941 nucleotides. RefSeq names its product Mahogunin ring finger 1 (gene Mrgn1). The record is from RefSeq and is a predicted model, not a curated record. Gene Ontology annotation, biological process: protein ubiquitination. Gene Ontology annotation, molecular function: ubiquitin protein ligase activity. Gene Ontology annotation, cellular component: cytoplasm. NCBI's taxonomy places the organism in Eukaryota, Metazoa, Arthropoda, Insecta, Hymenoptera, Formicidae.
AAAGAUAGAAUGAUACUUGUGUCGACUUGUGUCACUAAAUGGAAAGCACCCUAGAUUCACGAACAAGAAGAAGGAAAGACUAUCGCGAUAUCACUGUCCCUCUUGCGUGUUCCUUUUUAUUUUUACUUUUUAUUAAUAACAGACUGAUAGAAGCGACAAAGUUGGUUCGAUUUUACGUAUGGAUGUAUGUACGUCAAUGUAAUAAUUUACGACAAUUCGACCGCUCACAAUUGCAGAUCUUUAUAUACACGUAUAUGCACAUUCUUGCUGAUCGCUGUCAAACGGAACACGCGACAUACAUUUGUAGAUUCGUCAUUUAACGUGCAUCGUGAUCGUCAAACAAUUACAAAAUGGGAUCGUUGACAAGCAGACAAAAUGCUGGCGUUGAAGAAGUUGAUAUUACUUCAAACCACGCGUAUAAAUAUCCUCCACGAUCCGGAUCUUAUUUCGGUAGUCAUUUUAUAAUGGGCGGUGAGCGAUUUGACACACCUCAACCUGAGGCAUAUCUUUUCGGAGAGAAUGCAGAUUUAAAUUUUUUGGGCAGCCGACCAACUCCUUUUCCAUAUCCUCCACCACAAGCCAAUGAUCCUACAAAAACACUGAAAAGCUUGGUAAACAUACGUAAAGAAUCUCUGAGAUUAGUCCGCAAUAUGGAUCAAACAUCAACAUCUUCGCAUUAUCAUAAUGUCAAGCAUUAUGGUGAUAGUGAUAUUGACAAAAAACCUAAUCGUUUCAACAUUGAGUUUGUUUUUGACUGUGAUGUGAGAUGUGCAAUAACAAUAUAUUAUUUUUGUACAGAAGAAGUUUCAACGAAGGGAGUUGCAUAUAUACCACGAGAUCCAUUGAUGAAUUCUGAAACAUAUCAUUAUAAAAAAGGAGCAAAUCAAUUGUUUUCACAAACAACACAUAUAUUUGAUCCAACAUUAUAUAGUGAAGAAGAUCUGAUGUACAAUGCAGAUAGAGAAAUAAUUCCAAUAGCUAUACAUUGUGUAGCAGAGGAAGGAUCGGACGAUCCAAAACAAUCUCACACAACCAUAGCUGUAGUUGAAAAGCAUUCCGAUGGAACAUAUGUAUUGAAAGCACUUAAACAAAAACUUUAUGUGGAUGGUCUUUGCUAUUUAUUACAAGAGAUAUAUGGAAUUGAGAAUAAAAAUACUGAAAAUGCCAAGCAACAAGGUAGUGAUGAAGAUACUGAAGAUAAUGGCUCCGAGUGCGUUAUUUGCAUGAGCGAAGUACGCGAUACGUUAAUUUUACCAUGUAGACACUUAUGUCUGUGUAACUCUUGUGCCGAUUCGUUAAGAUAUCAAGCAAACAAUUGUCCAAUAUGCCGUGCGCCAUUCAGAGCACUUUUGCAAAUUAAGGCUCUUCAAAAAGCAACCGGUACAAUUAUAUCCAAUCCGCCAUUACCAGAGGGAAGUUGCGAGAAUAUCCCAUCAGGCUAUGAAGCGGUAUCUUUGAUUGAAGCUUUAAAUGGACCUUAUACUCCACGAACUGCCAUCAUCGCGCCAGAAUCUCCGGAUACUCCUGAUACAGAUACGGCAAGUGCCAUUCAAGCCGCAGAAACUUUAAAUCGUUCGGCUGAACGUACUCCAGUUUCAAAACAUAUAUCCGCCAAAGAGAUCGAUGUAUCGGCCAGAUCCAGUAGUAUCGCUUGUCCGACUCCCGAAUUCCGUAUGUCGGUAUUAUUAGCCAGAGACGAGCACUCGGGUUCUCAAAAAGAGCUGCAUAAUAGGUCUCCAGCUAUGCGAGCCAAAUCGAUACAUUCGCGUGACAAAUCUGGUUUAAGGACGCGUGACACAUUAAGAUUAGUCAACGAGAAGCAACCGACUUCUCUAUACGAGAGCCAAGGACAAGAUGAAGAUAGUGAAGCAGAGAAGUUAUCACCACUGUUAGAUGCAGCCACGAGUACUGAAGCUUUGGAUGUACAUUCCCAUAGAAUAUGCGACAUUGAUAUUGAUGACGAGAUUCAGAACACGGGAAAUGAAAAUGAUGCGGAUAUUACUUGUCACUCGCAUUAGAAUGUCAAAAAAAGACUUUUGCAUGACAUUUACUCUUGUUCUUUUAAGUAUUAUUUACAAAACAUUUUAUUUUUUUGUAUAAAGUGCAAAUCAUUUAUAUAUAUUUAUUCAUAGAUUUUGAAUUAUUUGCUUCAAUCAAACUACUGAAUUUCUUACUUUUCAGAUAAUUUAUGAUAGUUGCAUAUUUCGAAUCCAGAAUGAGUGCUUUCCGUUUAUGUGACUUUUAACAAGAAAAAAUCGAAAGGGAGAGACAUGAGUUAGCUUAAGAUGAUAGGUGCAAUAUGAUAAAUAAAAAGCUAUAAUAUAAAAUUAUAAAAUAUAAACUUUGUGAAUAUAAGUGUAGAGGUAUAAGUUGCUUUAUACAAUUCUAAUUGUAGAUAUAUUUGUAUGCGCGUAUAGCUAUGUUUAAAGUAUUUAUUUUCAUAAAAUGGUAUAUUUUGUAUAUAAUUCAACAAAUUGAUCUAAGUUUGCUUUUUGUAUUUUUUUAAAAUCACUGUUAGAAUUAAUUAUUGUCUUGUGAAAAUAGAAAUGAAGGAUUGAAUUAUAUUACUAAAUGGAAAGCACUUAAUCAUAUAGUAUAAAAAUAUGUUUUACUUCACAAAUUAACUCUAAUGUCAGGAAUCGAGACAUGAACAAUUGUAUUUCUCAUAAAACUUUGUAUUGUAAUUAGAAUCUCAAGCAAACCAAAAUAUAUAUGUAUAUAUAUGAUUUAUGAAAUUUAUGAAGACUGGAAUAAUACUUGUAAAAAGACAAUGUCAUACAUAAUAUAUCACCUUUUUUAGAUAGAUAUAAUUAUUAAAUUUACAUGCAAAUUAAUAUUAGAUAAUAAAAGUGCUUCCAUAUUUUUAUUUUCACCAAAUGUAAAAAAAUUAUAUAUAAAUUUCUCAGAUGAAUAGUGUAUAAUAAAGUGUUUUUCAUUACUU